Sinocyclocheilus rhinocerous is the source of this 1238-nucleotide messenger RNA. Its product is annotated as probable 28S rRNA (cytosine-C(5))-methyltransferase. The record is from RefSeq and is a predicted model, not a curated record. Gene Ontology annotation, molecular function: RNA methyltransferase activity. Gene Ontology annotation, biological process: rRNA base methylation. The annotation marks the transcript as partial. Gene Ontology annotation, cellular component: nucleolus. NCBI's taxonomy places the organism in Eukaryota, Metazoa, Chordata, Actinopteri, Cypriniformes, Cyprinidae. The transcript is spliced from 4 exons.
AAUUUCAGGAAGUUGUUUGCAUUUGAUCUUGAUGCCAAACGUCUGUCCACCAUGAGCACUCUUCUCCUUCGUGCCGGGGUCACAUGUCAUCAGCUGGCCAAUCAGGAUUUUCUGAAAGUAGAUCCACAGAGCUCAGAGUACAAGGAAGUCGAGAACGUCCUUCUGGACCCGUCCUGCAGUGGAUCAGGGAUGGUUUGUCUACGGGAUGAGGUCUCAGAGCCGCAGGAUGACAGGCGUCUGCAGGCGCUGGCUACAUUUCAGCUGCGCUGUCUCAACCGCGCACUGCAGUUCCCUCAGGUACAGCGCGUCGUCUAUUCCACCUGCUCCAUUCACUCGCAGGAGAACGAGGAGGUUGUGUCGGCCUGCUUACAGCAGAACCCUGGAUUCAGAGUAGUCCAUCUUCUUCCAAACUGGCCUGAGAGGGGUCAUGAGCCUUUCACCCAGUGCCUUCGUGCCAGCACAGCAAAAACACGCACUCAUGGGUUCUUUGUGGCCAUGCUGGAGAGACGCCCCCCGCAGACAGAUGAGGAAAACCUCCCGAUCAUCACAACAUUGCAGUCUGGGUGUGAGGAAAAGCAGGACACACAUCAAUCUGGUCCAUCUGAUGAGGAACAAGAGAACACAGAGACUGCAAUCAAUCAACUGACAAAUCCAAGCUCAAAGAAGAAAAGGAAGAGAAACAGAAAACCCCCCAAAAAGCAAGAACCCUGAAGUUGUACUUGAAAAUCAUCUCUUCUCAGCUAACCCACCACUGACACACUGACUCCUGCUUUUAUUGAAAUGUGAUGAAUGAUAUAUUGUAUUAAGCCAGACCUCAGAUUCAUUAUUUAGAAAUGUGAGUUGUCUGUCAUGCAUUGAACGCCACUGAUGAGCAUAAUUAAGAUCCACAGCAAGUCAACUUUACAUUUUUAUUGGAAACCAGCAUGUCAUUAUCAGAGCAUUUAAGCAGACACAACACAAUCCGUGUGCCGCUUCAUUCAGAACUCCAUUCACGCUUUGAGGGUUAGUGGGAAUGGUCAUUUACACACUAACUGAGCAUUCACUAACAGCAACGUCUGAAAAACAUACAACUAGGUACAACUGCUCUCAAACAUUCACAGCUUGAGAAAUCCAGCUCUCAUCUCAACAUCUCAUUUUCUCAAUAGUCUACACAACUCGCUUGUAUUUGGUACGGCUUUCUAAUAAACAGAAAGCCUGGGCUCAUGCCUCCUUGCAUCAGUCUGGGCAUGAGGAUACUU